CAGCUGGCUAGGCUAGCCACGUUCCGCCCGGUGUCUCUCCUUCGUGUCAUUUUGUAGCCGAACCCGUCAGAUUUGGUCAAUUUUCCGUGCGUUUUGAGUCGGCAGAGAUGAUUUUGAAGACUGCACUGCUGUUGGCCUGCGCCUGGACGGUGUGCCUGGCCGGCGAAAAGGACGUCCUCGAGUUCACCGACGACGAUUUCGCCACUCGGAUCGCCGAACACGAUGUUGCUGUGGUCAUGUUUUAUGCCCCAUGGUGUGGCCACUGCAAGAGACUAAAGCCCGAAUAUGAGAAGGCGGCGCCAACCCUGCGUGACAAUGACCCGCCCGUGGCCCUCGUCAAGGUCGACUGUACUGAGGCUGGCAAGGAAACUUGCAACAAGCACGGCGUCUCUGGCUACCCCACCAUCAAAAUCUUCCGGGGCGGCGAAGUGGCCCAAGACUACAGCGGCCCUCGGGAGGCGGACGGAAUUGUCAAGUACAUGCGCUCCCAGGUUGGCCCCAGCUCGAAGGAACUCAAGAGCGUUGCCGAUUUCGACAAGUUCACCAGUAAGGCAGAGGUCGUGGUUGUCGGCUUCUUCAAAGAGGACUCGGACCUGAAGAAGGCCUUCGUCAAGCUGGCUGACAUUCUCAGAGAGAGGGUUUCGUUCGGAAACUCUGCUGACGAGGCUGUCCUCAAAAAGGCUGACACCACUGAUGGAAUCAUUUUGUACCGUCCCAAGCACUUAGCCAACAAAUUUGAGCCAUCGAAUCUCAAAUACGAUGGAGCUGCAAACAAGGAUGCCAUCGAAAAAUGGAUCAACAAAAACUACCACGGUCUGGUUGGACACAGGACCAGAGACACCUCCAAGGACUUUGAGAACCCCCUGAUUGUUGCUUACUACACUGUUGAUUAUGCUAAGAACCCCAAAGGAACCAACUACUGGAGAAACCGUAUUUUGAAGGUUGCUCAGGAAUACAAGGAUGACUUUACCUUUGCCAUUAGCGCCAAGGACGACUUCCAGCACGAGUUGAAUGAGUUUGGUCUUGACUAUGUUGCUGGUGACAAGCCUAUUGUUUUUGCCCGCGAUGCCAAGAACCGCAAAUUCUCCAUGAAGGAGGACUUCACAGUUGAAUCCUUCCAGGCCUUCCUGAAGGACCUCAAGGCCGACAAGCUGGAACCGUAUCUGAAGUCUGAGCCCAUUCCUGACGACAACAGCGGCCCUGUGGUCACUGCUGUUGGCAAGAACUUUGAUGAUGUUGUCACCAACGUUGACAAGGAUGUGCUGGUGGAGUUCUAUGCCCCCUGGUGUGGACACUGCAAGAAACUGACCCCGAUUUAUGAUGAGCUUGGAGAAAAGAUGAAGGGUGAGGAUGUUUCCAUUGUUAAGAUGGAUGCUACUGCUAACGACGUACCCUCCACCUUUGAUGUCCGUGGAUUCCCCACUAUCUACUGGGUGCCCAAGAAUAAGAAGGACAGCCCAGUCAGAUACGAGGGUGGCCGUGAAGUUUCCGACUUUGUUGAAUACAUCGCCAAGCAUGCCACCAAUGAGCUCAAAAGCUUUGACCGCAAGGGCAAUGAAAAGAAGAAGGAAGAGUUGUAAAUGAGUGUCUGCUCUGGAAUGCACAUCUAGCAAAGACUUACAAACCCAAUUUUUGUCCUCCAAAUGAUGAGCAAUUUGCUAUGUAAGAAUGUUUGAAGCGUUUCAUCUUGUUGAUUGUGUGCUGCUUGUAUGGAUGAAGAUAAAAAUGAUUGAAGUUGAUAUUUUAAAAUUUGUUUCCUCCAAUGACAAAACUAUCAUUAUGUGAAAAUGCUCCAUUCCAAUUAUUGAAGUUACUACACACAGUUUGAUUAUUACAAAUUGAAGGAUCACCGAGUUGGCUCACGAAAUGUAUUUAAUUUUCUCAGACACAAACGUUACAUGCAUUUUCCGUUGAUUUAUAUGGAUGCAGAUUGUAACUCUAAUCGAGUGUGAUUGAUACUUAUGAUUUCCUUUAGCAGUCUUGAAAAAGCAAACCAUCUCUCCGUACGUUCACAAAAGAUCUGGUUGUGGGAAUAAUAUUUGUUUUUGACAGUACUGGACAAUUUUUUUGAUAUAAAACUGAAAAAAAUAUGUGUCAUCUAUCUGUAAAUCAUAAUAAAAUUUUGAUAGAGUUACAAUACA
Molecule: messenger RNA, 2141 nt
Organism: Neocloeon triangulifer
Lineage: Eukaryota; Metazoa; Arthropoda; Insecta; Ephemeroptera; Baetidae
Product: protein disulfide-isomerase A3
Exons: 8
Coding region: 108-1580 (490 amino acids)
Biological process (GO): protein folding; response to endoplasmic reticulum stress
Cellular component (GO): endoplasmic reticulum
Molecular function (GO): protein disulfide isomerase activity
Source: RefSeq, a predicted model, not a curated record